Messenger RNA from Oncorhynchus mykiss (rainbow trout), 6183 nucleotides. Lineage: Eukaryota; Metazoa; Chordata; Actinopteri; Salmoniformes; Salmonidae. The record is from RefSeq and is a predicted model, not a curated record.
CGCGGGUUGGAGUGCUGUCGUCACACAAAUCUUUGGUUGUCAUUCUCCGAGCCCACCGGUGUGCGUGUCGAGCAUCGGAUGAUUUCACGAGGGCGGUGCCAAGUCGGAGGAAAUCGUGUCGUGGACUGACCGGCUCCUGAGAAGACCGAAGAGGAUCUCACCGGUAGUUGCAUCUUCUUCAUCAGCGCCGUUGCUUUUCACACCGACAAGCCCCUGGUUUAGCUAGCUCAUUUGCUAACCAACGUUAGCCGUUUAUACCAACCAGCUCAUAAAACAACUGUUAGCUAUUUUUUUUAUGUCCCGAAUUCCAGAAAUAUCUGUUAAUUAUUCGAAACGGAAAAUUAACCACAUUAUGGAGACUGAGAUACACGUGCCUGUUGGGUCGCCGGUAAUUCGAAAAUUCCCGAUUUUCGUGGAGGAAAAUAAUGUAACGGAUGGAGCAAUGAAGCUGAUAAAGCAGCUUCGGCCAGCGUGGGACAUGAACCAUGUCAAGACCAAGCUCUUCACUGAUGGGACCACUAAUAAGCUGGUUGGUUGUUAUGUGGAGGCGAGUCCAGAAGACGUGGUUCUGGUACGUGUGUAUGGGAACAAGACGGAGCUGAUUGUCGACCGAGACAACGAGCUCAAGAGCUUCCAGGUGCUGCAUGCUAACGGCUGCGCGCCGCGGCUCUACUGCACCUUCCAGAAUGGCCUUUGCUACGAGUUCAUGCAGGGGGACGCCCUCGGAACACAGGACGUCAGGGAUCCAACCAUACUCAGACUGAUAUCCAGGGAGAUGGCUCAUAUCCAUGCGAUCCAUGCACACAACGGCUGCAUCCCCAAACCCAAUCUGUGGAUUAAGAUGAGGAAAUAUUUCUCUCUGGUCGCUACAGAGUUCACCGACCAAGCCUCCAACACCAGGAUCCAGCAGGAGGUGCCCAGCCAGGCGGUGUUGGAGCAGGAGAUGGUGUGGAUGAAGGAGCACUUGUCCAAGCUGGGCUCUCCUGUGGUGCUCUGUCACAACGACCUGCUCUGCAAGAACAUCAUCCACAACAGCAAAGAGGGCCAUGUCCGGUUCAUAGACUAUGAAUACUCUAGUUACAACUAUCAGGCCUUUGACAUUGGGAACCACUUCAACGAGUUUGCAGGUAAGAAGAGAUACAUAGGCUGUAUCUUAGUCAUGACAUGUACUGUACACCAUAUAUUAAUAUGUGUAUGUUCAGGUAUGAGUGAGCUGGACUAUGGGCUGUAUCCUAGCCGUGAGAUGCAGCUGGAGUGGCUGCGUGUGUAUCUGCACGCGUACAAGGCGUCCACUAAGAAAGGAGAGGAGGUCAGCGACAGAGAGCUCGAGACUCUCUACGUACAGGUCAACAAGUUUGCCCUGGCGUCACACUUCUUCUGGGGCUUCUGGGCACUCAUCCAGGCCAAGUACUCCUCCAUAAAUUUUGACUUCCUGGGCUAUGCUGUGCUGCGUUUCAACCAAUACUUCAAGACCAAGCCUGCAGCGAUGGCCCUACAGAUCCCAGAAUGAGAGGGGAAUACAAGAGAAGAGAGGUUCACCGGCACUGACCAGGGGAGCAGACCCACUUUGCGCAAGAGAGGACUGGGAUGGGUGACAAGGGUUGGGGUUAAUGUUUAGGGCUGAGUAUGUGGUUAAGGCAGCGAUGUCAAACUCAUUCCAUUGAGAGCUUAGUGUAUGCUGGUUUUUGGUUUUUCCUUUCCAUAAAGCCCUAGACAACCAGGUGUGGGAAGUUCUUUACUACUUAGUGACCUUUAUUCAUCAAUCAAGUACAACGGAACAGCGAAAACCUAUAGACACUUGGCCCUGGAAUGAGUUUGACACUUGUGGGUAAUAACAUUAAGGGGACAGUGUGGAUGGACCCCAACAUAAAACACUAUUUUAUUCCUAUUCAACUCAGUCCACCUGUCUCAGCACUCAAGAUCCCAAUCCGCCACGGUUGGUGUGUUUUCAUUUGUUAUAUUUGAUUUAUUCUGUGAAGAAUUGAUUGAUCCAGUGAGAUUCAUUCCCCAGACAGACAGGUAGCUGGAACACUAGUUUUUGGUGCUGACAUGGAGGACAGUGUGCAGACACAGUUAUGUAUAUGUGGGUUUCUGGGUUUACUCUUUGGCUGUCGCUGCACAAAGCGUGUGCUGUGGGACAGAGGAGGCUGUCAUCGUCAAGCCCUUACCUUUGGCACUGAUCUAAUAGGAUUUAUUUUUUGAUUUAGUAAUGGAGAGACCUUGAAAUUAGUGUAUAUGGUAUACAUCAAACUUUACAAAAGCGGAACAAAAAAAAACUUGAAAAAAGGGCCCGCAAACUGAGUGAACAGUAACUUGAAGUCCAUUCUCUCAGAUCAACACAAAGUGGCUAGGGGUUGAUUUAGUACUGGCAAGUAGUUGAUUUUCGGUAAAGGGACCAUAAAUGUGAUGGGAAGAGAGGGGCUAGACAGGACAGUGAUAUGGUAGUUUUAAUAAUGUCUGAUGGCAGAGCAUCUUCAGUGGCCAGGAGCAGCUUUGCGUCAUUGAUGCUAAACUUUAAACCAGUUCUCCCUCUUAGCCUCUUUUCCACCACUUUAGCUUUUAUGGUUAUGGUGACUCGCUCUGUUAGACUUUCCACCCCUCCAGACCAUUCGGAAAAUCCCAACCUCAAUCACCCUUGUCACACCCCUUCCCCCUGCCCCCUCUUCCUCCCCUUUCUCUCUCCUUCUUCUGCCCUAUAUCGCUUCCUCCUCUCCCCUCUCUCUUGAUUGGCUGGGAAGGGACUUUUGCCUGAUGUGCACAUACUUACUAUAACAUCCCAACCUCUCCCCACCCCUAUCAAGUUACAACUUCCCUAAAAAGGAGCCAAAACCUUAUAUAAUGAGGUUACUUAAACCUCAUUACUGAAACUGUGUGUUAGGUCAGGGCAAAUCGAGGCUUCAAAGUGUCUGGGACCAGUAAUCCUGGGCUGAUGUUUUUGUUCUGAAGCUUGUCUAUGAGGAUGUGAGUGAGGUGACCAAGGACAAGACAGCAGGAAGUCCACACUAAGCCAGCAGUCACUUCUCUAGCUGGCAUCACGGCACACAGGUCUUUGGAGGGUCGCUGGACCAAAUAACUCCCAACACCCUUCCUUACCCCAGGCAGCAAGCCCCUCCAGACUAGUUCUGACCUCUCCAUCCAGGCAUUCAGUCCUAGUUCAGUUUUCUCUAUUUGAAUUUUUUGCAAUUCAGUGCUUUUAAGGGUCACCUUAUGUUGGCUCUUUCCUCUCCAACAAGCCCUCUCAGAUCAGAGGGUCAACAUAAAAAAUAGAGAGCCGUGUUAAAGUAUGGAGAUACGGGUAACUGACAAAAUAAUGGAAACGCUUGCGUAAAUGCAGCAUAUAUUGAAAGCAUGUGCUUCCACACAGGUGUGGCUCCUGAGUUAAUUAAGCAAUUAACAUUCCAUUAUGCUUAGAUUAAUGCAUACAAAAUGGUGGGUAAAGACAUUUUGGCCACAUGGCUAUGGAUGACAAUAGGAUGACAAUUCCCCCAUCCACAGGUCACAAGUGGUCACUGAAUGAGCAUGAAAACAAUGUAAACCAUAUGCCAUGGCUGUCUGUCACCAGAUCUCAACCCAAUUGAACACUUAUGGGAGAUUCUGGAACGGCGCCAUCAACAAAACACCAUCUCAUGGAAUUUCUAGAGUUCCAGACACUUGUAGAAUCUAUGCUAAGGUGCAUUGAAGCUGUUCUGGCUCGUGGUGGCCCAACGCCGUAUUUAAGACGCUUUAUGUUGGUGUUUCCUUUAUUUUGGCAGUUACCUGUAUAUCGUCUAGCCUGUCCUGUGAUUCUUCCAAAUUACCACUAGGGGGAGAAAGGGAGUGCUGACCCCUGCCUUGCCCUCCCCUGGUUUUCUCCUGUUACUGACGGGGUUAAUAAUUCACCAGUCUGACAGAGGGGACAUCAAUCAUUCAGCAGACCGUGACACUGUGGCUUACCAGCCUGAGCAGGGCAGGCCCAUAACUCAGGCCUGGAGUCAAGAAGGCCCUCUCACCUGUCAGUCACUAACAUGAGUUAAUAAUUUAUUAUUAGUAUUUUUUUUAAACACGAUGUUGAAGAGAAGGACUCCCUGCAAUUCCUGCCUGGUUGUUAUGAGGAGUCAAUAGCCUCGCAUGCCAGGCCUCUUUGUUCCCCUAGUAAACGCCAAAAUAUGUUGUCUGGCAACGUGGUGAGACUGAUGAGUCCCUGAGCAGCCUCUUGGUUGGGACAGACUCGGAAGAGCUCGCCUUUUUGUCCCUCGUCACCAGCCGUACAGGCUGGGAGGGUAGAUGGAGUAAAGCCAUUGUCACCAACUCCGGUCCUAGAUAGCAACAGUAUAGAUACUAACACACAUGGUUCCACUAAUCAACUAAUCGGUGUGUUAAUGCUGUGCUGGAACAAAAGCCUGCAACUCUCCAGGACCAGGAUUUUUGACCACUGGAGUAGUGUUAAUCAGGGCAUCCACAACAUAUAGAAAUGCAACAAAUGGAAUGGAAAUGACUCGUACGUAGGAUUGGGUCCACUCUAUACGGUACAUUUCAAUCUGCAACAUUCCAAACCUUUUACCCUUCUGAGUCUGUGUUUGAGGGUUUUUAUGAGAGAGGAGUUGGUUGUGAGAAGAACCUUUUAUUGUAGUGUUUCCUAAAUGGAUGAUUGAGGCCAAUCCCUCUUGUAUGAAGGUUGUAAGACCAUUAUGGACAGAGACAUUACUUUGACAGGCUUUAUGUGAGUCACAACGCCCCAUCUGCUCUACGUGAUAUUUGCCAGUAGACUUUGGGUUGAACCGAGAGCUGACAAGUGCUGAUUGAAGAGCGCAAUGAAUUCUUGUUUAUCGUAAAUGUAUAUAUGUGAAUGUGUUUCCUUUGAAUGAACCGUAACAUUUCAAUUGAAACUAAAACUGUAUUCUCUUGUUAGGGUGCAUCUCUGUGUUGCUUUCAUCCUGUGUUUGGUGAUUUUUAAGGAGAGAUGAGUAGGGGAAGCCACUUUUAGAUUGAGACACCAUAAGAGUAUGAGGAAGAUAAGGUGGUUGAGAUGUUCUAUGCACCAAAGCACUCACUGGGGUCUGUGGUUCCUAUUCAGAAGUCACUAGAUGGCCAAACAAGUUCACUGAUCAAGAACGUUUUUGUUUUUUGUUGAAGGGUAAAUGUUGCAACAGGUAUGAAUAAGUUGGGAUUAAUGGUUAAAAUCUCAUUUGUGAUUAGAAAGCAACAACCUACUUCUAUCUUUAAUAACAUGGCCUGACGGUGGUGUUAUAAAUGAGUGCUUUCUGAAUGCUCAAUCAACCAAGAAUGAUCCUGGGUUUUAUGGAAAUGCACCCACUUAUUGAAGGUUAAGGCUGCUUUUCUAUUCUCAAACCUGCCCCACAUUCUGCCUAUGCCCGUGUUAACUCCCCCAGGCAGAUUUUAAAGCUUUGGAUAAGUGUAAAUGGUGUGCACCAUUUUUUUGAUAGUAAGAUGGUGGAAACGCCCUCCUGCCUGACACUCCAAUCUUCUCAGAUCUUUGAGGGCACAUGGACGGGAGCGAGUUGAAGAAUCGGACCCUACUGUAGGAGUAGCUAUAUAGUAGUACCAUACACUACAUCAUAUGCCUUCCCUGGAAGAGCAUUGAUUUCCAUUAGUAUUACUGAGGGUGUCCAAGAAGACGUUGCACACUUGCAUUCAGUCAUUCAUUAAAGUUAGGUAAGAUCCGGAACUGAGGUGUGCGUGCACUAAUGUGGGACCUGAUUUUGUUAUUCCAGCAUAGGAUAUGUGCUGGCUAUGGAAGGCUUAUAUCUUGAUGGUGGUGUUUUUAGACUAGAAAUGUUUAAAGGAGGUAUUUAUUGGGUGAACCGGUCAUGGCAUUUCUUUCAUAAAAAAAAAAAACAGUACAUACCAAAAUGGUUAGCGUCAAAGCUUGCAGUUCAUUUGAAAUUAACUUGUGUGAAUGUACUAUACUGGCUUAACUUGAAAACCCACUGUACAGAACUUGAUUUACUUUCUAACUGUUCAUUAGAAUCUGUAAAAGAGGGCCCAACAUUUCAAGAUGUAUGUAAUGUUUGUGCUGGCGUGUGUGGAGUCAGCCACUCCUGAAGAGGACGCUGUAGCAUUAAAGGCCAGCGGAGAGGAGACAGGUUGUAAAUACUGUGAAUCUGUCUACAGUGAUCCUCCACACUUCUGGGAGAGUCAUUUAAGUAAAGUAAAUAUUUCCAUUAAAAAAAAACUUGUAUCGAU